GCAGUGCGCUCUGCUGUUCAUAAGAAUAACUUGGACAGGCGAGGCGAAAUUUAUCAAAUUCUGCAGGUAUUAUCACAAGUCAAAGAAAGCAUGCCGGAUUUAACGACUCAAAGUGUGAAAGAUUUGGAGCAACGGUUACUGAUUCUAAGGAAAGAAGAAGCAGAUAUAGAGGCAGAAAUCCAUCGGAGGAAACUUCUCAAUCUGGACCCGGACAAUGCCGGAGUUCUGAGUAAUCUUGAGAUCACACGGUACUCACGUCAGUUGUUGCUGCCCGAAUGGGGUGUCCAAGGGCAAUUGGCCUUGAAAAGAGGGCGUGUCCUCCUCGUGGGGGGAGGAGGAUUGGGCUGUCCAUCCGCCUUGUUCCUGGGGGGAUGUGGUGUGGGCACGUUGGGCGUGGUGGACUUUGACGAGGUGGAUGUGUCCAAUCUUCAUCGACAAGUCUUGCAUUCGGAGAAGAAAUUGGGAUGGAGUAAGGUGGAAUCCAUUAAGACAGCUCUCCGAGAAUUGAAUUCCUUGGUUCAUGUGGAAACCUAUCCCAUUGCUCUUGGUAGUCAUAAUGCUCUGGAUAUCAUAUCCAAGUACGAUGUGGUCCUGGAUUGCUCGGAUAACGUGGCCACGCGAUACCUACUCAAUGACGCAUGUGUCUUGACGAAUAAACCGUUGGUUUCCGGCAGUGCCUUGAGAUUCGAGGGUCAACUGACUGUCUACAAUUAUAACCAAGGCCCGACGUAUCGCUGCUUAUUCCCUGAACCACCUCCCCCCGAAACUGUCACCAACUGUUCUGAUGGAGGCGUUUUGGGCGUGAUUCCCGGGGUAAUUGGCACCCUUCAAGCAUUAGAGGCCAUGAAAAUUUUAGCUGGGUUUGGAACACCUUUGAGUGGAAAAAUGUUGCUCUUCGACGGUUUUAGCGGCGCAUUUAGGACAGUCAAACUUCGCCCAAGGCAAGAAAAAUCCGCCCAAAUUGUGAAACUAAUUGAUUACGAACAGUUUUGCGGGGCUUUGGCCACGGACAAGGAAAAGCCUUUGGCGGUCUUGCCAGAUAGCGAACGGAUCAACGUUGAUCAAUUGCAAGAAUUCUUGAAAUCUUCAGCCCGGGGUUUUACUUUGUUGGAUGUUCGAUCUGAACCUGAAAUGGACAUUUGCCACUUAGUGGGGUCCGUGAAUGUACCAAUUGGUAAGAUCGACAAGGAGGUAAAUGUCCACAAAAUUCAAAGCGACCUCAAAGAAAAGGGAGCGAACAAACUCAUCGUGUUGUGCCGCCGCGGGAACGAUUCGCAAAAAGCUGUGUUGGCACUGAAGAAAACCCUUAAGAAUGUUCAGAUACAAGAUGUGAAAGGUGGAUUGCAUGCUUGGACCCGAAAUAUCGAUCCGAAUUUCCCAAUCUACUAAAAGAUCAAUAAAUACUGUCCGCUCAGCUCUGUCUGUGAU
This is a messenger RNA of Tigriopus californicus, 1428 nucleotides long. It is a transcript of the gene Uba4, whose product is annotated as adenylyltransferase and sulfurtransferase MOCS3-like. Bases 91 to 1389 code for a protein of 432 amino acids. Gene Ontology annotation, cellular component: cytosol; cytoplasm. Gene Ontology annotation, biological process: tRNA wobble position uridine thiolation; protein urmylation. The record is from RefSeq and is a predicted model, not a curated record. Lineage: Eukaryota; Metazoa; Arthropoda; Copepoda; Harpacticoida; Harpacticidae. Gene Ontology annotation, molecular function: adenylyltransferase activity; URM1 activating enzyme activity; thiosulfate-cyanide sulfurtransferase activity. The transcript is spliced from 2 exons.